Otolemur garnettii (small-eared galago) is the source of this 1795-nucleotide messenger RNA. RefSeq names its product receptor interacting serine/threonine kinase 3 (gene RIPK3). The coding region runs from base 110 to 1618 and encodes 502 amino acids. NCBI's taxonomy places the organism in Eukaryota, Metazoa, Chordata, Mammalia, Primates, Galagidae. The transcript has 10 exons. Gene Ontology annotation, molecular function: JUN kinase kinase kinase activity; ATP binding. Gene Ontology annotation, biological process: protein phosphorylation. The record is from RefSeq and is a predicted model, not a curated record.
CUUGGCCUAGGUCGAUCCCUCUCCAGCCCCUUCCCCUUCUCUGCCCCAAACCCCAACCUCCAUCUGUGAGGCUUACAACUUCCAGAAGUCCCUCAAACCUUCCAGCCUGAUGUCUCGCAAGUCAUGGGCCAGUGGUGACUCCGCUCCCCUGAUGUCCCAUGGGGAUUUGGAGAACCCGAAGAUCAUUGGCAAAGGCGGGUUCGGCGUGGUGUUCCGAGCGCAUCAUGCGAAGUGGAAAAUCGAUGUGGCAGUCAAGAUCGUGAACUCGGAGGAGAUAUCCAAAGAGGUGAAGGCCAUGGCAAGUCUGCGUAACGAGUACGUGCUGCUCCUCCUGGGGGUCAUCAAGAACCUAGAGUGGGACUACGUGUCGGGUCCGGGUCUGGUGACUCGAUUCAUGGAGAACGGCUCCCUGGCGGGGCUGCUACAACCCCAGUGCCCUCGAGCCUGGCCGCUCCUCUACCGCCUUCUGCGGGAAGUGGUGCUUGGGAUGUGUUACCUGCACAGCCUUACCCCGCCGCUCCUGCACCGAGACCUCAAGCCCUCCAACGUCCUGCUGGACCCAGAGCUGCACGCCAAGCUGGCAGAUUUUGGCCUAUCUACAUUUCAGGGAAAUUCACAGUCAGGGACAGGGUCUGGGGAGCCAGGGGGCACUCUGGCCUACUUGGCCCCAGAACUGUUUGCUAGUGUAAACCAGAAGACCUCUACGGCCAGUGAUGUCUACAGCUUCGGGAUCCUAACGUGGGCAGUGCUAGCCGGAAGAGAAGCUAAGUUGCCAAACCAGACACUAUCAGUGUAUGUAGUACUGGGUGAGAUGCAGCAACGGCCUUCCUUGGAUGAGCUGCCCCAAUCUGGGCCUGAAAUGCCUGGCUUGGAAGGACUGAAGGAGUUAAUGCAGCAAUGCUGGAGCAGUAAGCCUGAGGACAGGCCGCCCUUCAAGGAUUGCCAACCAAUAACCGAUGGAGCCUUCCUUCAAUUGGAGGGGAAGAUAGAUGCUGCAGUCACCAUGGUAAGGAAGUUUCUGUCUGAGCACAGGAGCAGCAACAGAUUGUCUGCUCCAGAGUCAAGCCAAGGAGGAACAGAAAUGGACGGCUUUCGGGGAAACACAGAAACCCCGAGCUCUAGUGACAGUUCUGUGGUUUCUAAACUGAAGAACCUGAGUCUGGAGGAGACCUCCAGCUCUGUUCCUAAAAAGUGCACAAGACUUACUGACAGAAGCAGGGCACAGGCGGAACAGGCUCAGCAUGCUGGCAUGGCAAGAACAUCUUCAGAUUCAAUGGCCCAACCUCCUCAAACUCCAAGGACUGCACCUUUCAGAAAUCAGAUGCCCAGCCCCCCGUUGGCUGGGGCCCUAGGUCCUGGACCCCAAAGGAAUCAGGGAGCUGAGAGAGAUGACAUGAACUGGUCCUCCAAUGCCUGGACCCCAAAUCCAAUAGCAGGGCCACUAUCUGUUAACAUAUUCAACAGUUCCGGGGUUCAAAUUGGAAAAGACAACUACUUGACUAUGUUACAGAGACCUAUCUCGUCCACCCAGCACCAAGCACCUUUGGAUGUGGGUAUGGGCUGGCAGCACCCCCCACCAGGAGCUUCAGAAGAGGCCCCCCCAAACUCUGAAGCCUAGAGAGGGCCACAAGGCCAGUGUGAUAAUAGUGGGAAUUAAAGCACUUUCGAAGCUGCUUCCAGGGGUAAAUGAAGAGCACCACGCCUGUGGCCCUCAACUUCCUUCAAGGGCAGUCCUGUCUGCACCCAAACUGACUGUAUCUGCCUACCCCAAAUCAAUAAAUGUGAUGAAAUGUUA